CAUCGGCGAGUGCUGGAGAAGAAGCCGAAGGAUGAUGCUGUCCGGCGGAAACCCUAAUGCUACCUCGCCAAGAACCCUAAUUUCUUCCAAUAACGGUAGAUUAUAUCUGGUUUUCUUCGUCCUCAGUAUGGACGAGGGCAGCGUCGACGUCGAUAUUGGGUUGGAUCGCCUCGGAAGAGCAAUCUGCUACGAAGUUUUUUUUAGUAAGAAAAGAGCAAUUCCACCACCCUUUUUCUUCCUUUUAUUUCUCUUAGUAAAUGAUACUGAAAGAGGACACUUCAGAAGGUUCAAUCUGACUCAAAUUCGUCUUAUGACGGCGUGUGCGGCGAGUAGAUCGUUGAAUGCACUGAGACUAUCAGGCGAAGUCAGUUAGUUUGCCGCUCAGAAUCCAUCAUCGAUCUACAGAUUUCCGGUUGUGGCUUCUAAUCCAAGUUCCGGAUCAUGCGUUGUUUCGUCCGAGCGUCCCGAUCUGUAACCCAGCGGUCUCUCCCGUUCCAACUGUGCCAUCAUCGACACAGACUCCUCGGCAUCAUACAUAACACUGGUCCUGCACAACGGGCAGGUCGAGUUCAUUCGGAGCCAUGUAUCGCUGCACGAGACGUGGAAGACAUGGCCGCAGUUGGGCAACCGUCGGAGAUACUCCCCUUUGCGGUACUCAAACUGGCAUAUCGCGCACUCGGCGAUCUCUCUCCCGCACCCAUCUGUGAUCGCCUCCUUGUACUGGAACGACGGCAUGCAACGGAUGACGGCAGAGGCCAAACCUCCACGGCUAGUUUGGCUCGUCGACUCCGGUCCGGCCCGGUGCUCGUCCGGAUUCGGAAACCUUCGUCGCUGUCUCCUCGACGCGGCCACACGAGUCGAGGGAAAGCACUUCUUCUUGAUGAGGAUGAUGAGGAUGAUGCAGGCGAGGCAGAGGAAGCUGACGGCAGCUGCGGCGAAGUCUUGACGGGUGGCUGCCCGGAGUAUCAUACUGGUCGAUUACUUGGUGGUGGUGGUGGUGGUGGAUGAGCCGGAGAGGACUUUGAGCUGGACUGGGUUUGGUUUUAAUGAGAGGGAGGAAGUGCAUCGAAUAGAUCAAGAGAAUCUUCGUGUUGUACGUCGUGCCUUGUCUUGGACGUUGGAGACGGGCGAUAGCGCGAUUUCCCAAGGUUGGCUCGGGGACUCAGAGAAGCUUCGGUCGUGUUGCUUGUGGAUGCAUGGCCGAAGGCAGCAUUUCUGCCAUUGGCCCUUUGAGGUUGAGCUCAGUUUUUUUUUUGUUUUUGUUUUUUUUCAAUCAACGAUCCAGAUAAAUUGAAACGCGCCAAUUUCAUAAGUUUUUU
This is a messenger RNA of Zingiber officinale, 1319 nucleotides long. RefSeq lists its product as uncharacterized. Bases 442 to 1008 code for a protein of 188 amino acids. Lineage: Eukaryota; Viridiplantae; Streptophyta; Magnoliopsida; Zingiberales; Zingiberaceae. The record is from RefSeq and is a predicted model, not a curated record. The transcript is spliced from 2 exons.